Hyaena hyaena (striped hyena) is the source of this 2742-nucleotide messenger RNA. It is a transcript of the gene AP5Z1, whose product is annotated as adaptor related protein complex 5 subunit zeta 1. The record is from RefSeq and is a predicted model, not a curated record. The coding region runs from base 35 to 2461 and encodes 808 amino acids. Gene Ontology annotation, cellular component: AP-5 adaptor complex. NCBI's taxonomy places the organism in Eukaryota, Metazoa, Chordata, Mammalia, Carnivora, Hyaenidae. The transcript is spliced from 17 exons.
CGGCGGCGGCGGCGGCGGCGGAGGAGGAGGAGGCAUGUUCACCGCGGGGGCCGAGAGUCUGCUCCACCAGGCCAGGGAGAUCCAGGCCGAGGAGCUGAAGAAGUUCUGUUCCAGGGUCGUUAAGCUGCUGCAGAAGGAGGAGCCGGGGCCCGACGCUGUGGAUGCCCUGCAGAGGCUCUUCCUCAUCGUCUCAGCCACUAAAUACAGGCGGAAGCUGGAGGACACCUGUGUCCACCUGCUGCAGGCCACCCUGUGCUCACCCAAGUGCCCCGAGCAGCUCCAGCUUCUCUGCGCUGCUGUUCUGAGAGAGAUGUCCCCCUACGAUGGCCUGAGCCUGUCCUGUGACCACAUGCAGAGCACGCGGCAGCUGAGCCUGGUGGCUUCCGUGCUCUUGGCCCAGGGUGAUAAAAAGGAGGAGGUCAGAAGCGUGGGCCAGCGGGUCUUCAGGGUCCUCGAGAGCCGGCAGCCCGAGGGGUCCAGUCCCAGGCACCUACUCCCUAUCGUGUCCAAGAUCGCCCACCUUGCCCCACACACCCUCCAGGAAGACCAGACCAACCUGCUCAACAAGCGGCUGGUGGACUGGCUCCGUUAUGCCAGCGUCCAGCAAGGGGUUGCCCACACUUCUGGAGGCUUCUUCUCCACACCCAGAGCCCGGCAGCCCGGCCCCAUCACCGAGUUGGAUGGGGCAGUAGCCACAGACUUCUUCACGGUACUGUCCACCGGCCAGCACUUCACGGAGGACCAGUGGCUGAAUGUGCAGGCCUUCUCCAUGCUGCGAGCAUGGCUGCUGCACAGCGACCCCGAGGGCCCCAGCGCCCAGGACGCAGACGACAGGUCGGAGCUGGAGGGCUCCACGCUGUCCGUGCUGUCUGCCAGUUCCACGGCCGGCCACCUGCUGCCCCCGCGGGAGCGGCUGCGGGAGAAAGCCUUUGAGUACUGCCAGCGCCUGGUGGAGCAGAGCACUCGGCGAGCCCUGAGGAAGGGGGACUCGGACCUGCAGAAAGCUUGCCUGGUGGAGGCCGUGCUGGUGCUGGACGUGCUCUGCAAGCAGGACCCCUCCUUCCUGUACCGCACCCUGUCCUGCCUGAAGGCACAGCUCCCGCGCCUCUGCACAGACCCGACCCGGGCACGGAUGCUGCUGCCCAUCGCCCAGUUCUUCCUGAACCACGGGGAGGCAGCCGCGGUGGACUCGGAGGCCCUUCUCCAGCACCUGCUCAACAGGACCCCCUGCGAGCUCUUCCACAGCCCCCUGCUGGCCUUCGAGCUCGUGUGCUUCUGCAGGGACAACCUUCCUCUGUUUGGCAGGAACCUGGACAUCCUCAAACGGAGCUUCCCCAACCUCCUCAAGCUCCUGGCCUGGAACAGCCCACCCCUCACCUCCGAGUUUGUGGCGCUGCUGCCGUCGCUGCUGGACGUGGACACCGCCGUGGAGAUGCUGCACAUGCUGCUGGACCUGCCCUGUCUGACCGCAGCCCUGGACCUGCAGCUCCGGCUGUUGCCAGCCUCAUCUGAGAGGCCGCUGUGGGACCCCUCCUUCAGGAUUCCCAGCUGUCUGGAGGCCUCCCGGGACCCCCAGUUCCAGAGUCUUCUCCAGCACCUGUUGCGCACCACGGCCAGCGGGACCACGGAGAGGUUGGGGCCACUGCACCGGCUGCUGCAGCCCCUGGCCAGCUGUGCCCGCGUAGUCCAGUGCGCCGAGGCCGUGCCCACCCUGCUGCAGGCCUUCUUCUCAGCAGUGACCCAGUUUGCCGAUGGGGCCCUGACCAAUCAGCUGGCACUGCUGCUCCUGGAGAGGAGCGACUCCCUGUUCCAGGUGCCACAGUACGAGGCCCACGUGCACAGCGUGCUGAGUUCGCAGUUCCUGGCCCUGUGUGCACUGCACCCGUCACUGGUGGUGGAGCUGGCGAAGGAGCUGCUGGAGUUCGUGGGGAGCUCAAGUGGCGUCCACAGCAGGGGGCCCAUGCUUGUGUCCGUGGCCUGGGCCGUUGGCGAGUACCUGUCUGUGUCCUGGGACCGGCGGUGCACCGUGGAGCUGAUCAAUAGGUUCUUCGAGGGCCUGGAGGCUGUGCUGUUCGAAGUCACCCAGUCCCGGCCGUCUGCUGCAGUUCCCAAGUGUCCCCCGCAGGUCGUCACCGUGCUCAUGACCACGCUGACCAAGCUGGCCUCCCGCAGCCAAGACCUGAUUCCCCGGGUCUCCCUGUUCCUGUCAAAGAUGAGGACCCUGGCCCAGAGCCCGGCCCCAAGCUCCACGAGCUGCGAGGACGACGCGGGAGCUGUGCGCACACGGGCCACUGAGCUGCUGACCCUGCUGAAGAUGCCCAGCGUGGCCCAGUUUGUGCUCACACCUAGCGCAGAGGUGUCCAAGCCCCGCUACCACCGCGACGCCAACACAGCCCUGCCCCUGGCCCUGCGCACGGUCAGCCGCCUGGUGGAGAGGGAGACGGGCCUCCUGCCGGGGUGAAGAGAUGCUGAUGAAGAGGUUGCUGUUAGGGCUAAGCCUCAGGUUCCGUGAUCAGAGGGGACAUCGGGAAGGGCAGGAGGCCCGGGGGAGGGGGGGGGUGUCUGAGUCCCUCAGUGCCCAUCAGGACUGUCACCCCCUCAGCCUGUCUCUCCAACUGUGCUGAGCUGUGCGGUAAAACAGGUGUGAUUUGGGACUGGGUGGCAUCUGCUUGGUGUGUUUUGAGCUGCUCCUGGUUUGGGGCAAGAAAAGAUACGCCAGCAAUAAACCUCUUUCCAAAAGUA